UAAAAGUCCAACAUAACAUAUGCAUAUUCUCUAGGAUGGCUUCUCGGGGAGAAAAGUUAAGGCGGAGCCUGGCGUUCAUGCUGGGACUGCUCGAGUGUCUGAUUUUUGGUUGCUUCUUUGGCUGGGCUGCGUUGGUUUACGUUCUCAAGGGAGAUGGAGUGUACAGCCACCUCUGUAUUGGCGGGAAUGAAACUGCUGCAGUUCAGUCCACCAAAGAGUUGAACCAGGUUGUUAAUACGUCGGGAAGUAAUGACGUCACAACGGCGGGAACCAAUCAGUCUGCCGCGUUUCCAUCUUGCCAAGCUCAGGACGAGAUGUUUAGUCUGUGCUUUACUAUUAGUGUCUUCAUGAUGGGAGUGUCACAGUUCUUUAUCGGAUGGAUAUUGGAUACCCUUGGAAUACGAUUCUGCAGAAUCUGUGGGCUAGUGUUCUUCGUGUCUGGUUGCUUAAUGGUUGCAUUCGCAAGUGUAGAUAUUCCUGAGCUUAUUUUUCCCGGCUACACCUUCAUGACCAUUGGAGGGGUGCAUGUCUUCAUCACCAACUUUCGAAUUUGUGACUUCUUCGACACCUUCCAACUGAGCGUUGUAACAAUCUAUAACGCGGCCAUUGAUACGUCUGGGACAAUUUUCUUAUUUUUAAAGCUUCUCUAUGAUGCGGGUUUUCAACGAUCUCAUUGUUUCAUAUUUCUGGCAGUGCUAAGCCUCGUUCUCGUUCUCAUCAGCACGUUUGUUUUCCUACCGACAAAAUUCAUCGUCCCCAGGAGCGUUGUAAGGUUAAAUGCCAAGAGAGACCACGCUGUGGCCGAAGGCGAGGACGGGGAUAAAAAGAUAGAGACUGACGUUGACGUUGCAAUACAAGGUAACAGCACCGAAGACGAAACUGUCCAUCCGUUCCAUCAUUACAUUCUGACGCGUGUGUUCUUCUUCCAUCUGAUUUGGCUCGGUCUUUAUCAGCUUCGACUCAUCUACUUCAUGGGCUCAUUGGACGUGUGGAUAAGACGGGUCACUAACAACGAAGAAGCGGAAGUCAGCCAUUAUACUAAUGCAGCAAGUGUAGCUUGGGUGUUCGCUGUCAUCGGGGGACCGCUGGAAGGACUGAUCCUCCAUUUUGAAAAUCGACGAUUGCACCGGGAGGGCAAGAGUUACUACGAUCGGAUCCAGCCAGCAGCCAUCCCCCAGACCAUCGGGACGACUCUCAUCCUUGUGCUCAGCAUCCUCGUCCUCUUCCCAAUAAAACAGCUUCUCUAUAUCCAGUUCGUCCUUAUGGUGCUAAGUAAGAACUUUCUGUUUGGACUUGGGUUUGCCUUCCUAGUUAUGGCAUUUCCCGGCUGCCAUUUUGGUAAGAUUUCCGGCGUCCUGAUUGGGAUCAACUCUGUGGUCUGCCUCCUCCAGUAUCCGUUCUUUAUAUGGGCCGCACACAACGAAACUGCAGUGAACAUCUUCUUGCUGUGCAUGGUCGUGGUGACGUACGUGCAACCUAUCCACCUCGCAAUCGGCGAUCGAUUCAAAAAAUGACGGAAAUAUAACUUUUAUUAUAAUACAUGUACAUGUACAUGUAAUUGUAUAUGCCAGUAUAAUAUUAUGAUAAAUGCUGUAUUUGUUUGUAUAGGUUAAGAAGUUUUAGUAAAAACUUAUGUAUUUCAAUAUAUGUUCAUUGAUAUUAUAGAAUUAUUUACAUGUUCUCAAUUCGGCAGGAAAUGAUGAUGUCACGUCCCAUCUCAAUUUGUGGCAAAUCCUGCCUCGUUUUAGAUAUUCGCGUAAAAUGUCGGCCAGUAAACUGAGUUUGAUUUCCUUGGCAACAAUGGUUACCAUUGACGACGCUUGUAGAAAAAUUUGUGGACGAAAACGCCGAUGUCGACUCGAACUUGGACGGUUUUACAGUGCACCAGUGUUCGCUUCUCUGGCCCUGCCUCAGGAUGACAGUACAUGGGCUGAUGAAAUUUUUGAAAGGUGACUUGCGGGGGCGAAAAUCUCCUGAUUGUGCUAGAUAUUGUGUAGAAAGACGGCUAUAUUUUAUACAUGACGAGUUAGAACCCCUUGACUCAUUGAGCAAGGGAGGUUAAUAGGUAUGUUUGAGUACUUUGAAUAAAGUCAUUGCGACAAUAUCAUGCA
Lineus longissimus is the source of this 2111-nucleotide messenger RNA. RefSeq names its product equilibrative nucleobase transporter 1-like. Gene Ontology annotation, molecular function: transmembrane transporter activity. Bases 36 to 1514 code for a protein of 492 amino acids. The transcript is spliced from 10 exons. Gene Ontology annotation, biological process: transmembrane transport. The record is from RefSeq and is a predicted model, not a curated record. Lineage: Eukaryota; Metazoa; Nemertea; Pilidiophora; Heteronemertea; Lineidae.